GCCACAAAAUGUAGUUACUUAGCGAUCACCCAAUUGGAGCUAUCAACUUGAAAAGCACAUCUAAAAAGUGGAGGAUCUGUAAUUUCUAAUAUCACACUAUAUCCUUUUCCCAGGAUCGCUGCUGGAGAACAAAUUCUGAGAUGAUCGACUUGCAAGAUGCCGUUGUACCUGAAACAGAAUGGAACUACUUUAAGUGCCUGUUGAUCUGCGUAAUCCCGAACUGAAUCUAAAUCCAUAUCACCAUCAUUGAAUCGGCGUAAAGAGCUAGUCUAGUUUCGAUAUAAUGUUAUUGCUGUGAUACAACUAAGCUAAACUAUUGUGUAAAAUUAGCCUACGAUCUUGAGUCUCGAGUGUAAGUUGUACUUUAAGCUACUCUAUACGAUAAUAUAAUCCGAGUGAGUUUUGAAUCGAUUGCAACAGUUGGUGGCAAGUGCAGGGAUUUGGUUUCAUUUCCCCCACGGGCGAGGUAUUUAUGGUAUAUGGGUUGCAUAAGGCAUGGGAUUCGAGUGGGGUAUUCGAUUUCAGCUACCAUAAGUUGGCCACUGCGACAAUGGGCCAAGAUUCGUCUUAUAAAAGAGGUCUGAACCAAGCACUUGCACAUCAGUCGAGUGCACUCCAUCGCUCCAGUUACAACUCCAACUUGUUCGCCAUGAAUGUCCUGCAUUCCAGCAUUGUCAUCUGUCUAAUCCUAAGCGCCCUCGUCGCUGCUCAGGCUGGAAUCAUCGCCAGCCAUCCGGAUGAGCUGAUUGGUAGUCCUGCCCAGUACGAGUUCCACUACUCCGUCCACGACAGCCACACCGGCGAUGUUAAGGAUCAGUUCGAGCACCGACGUGGCGAGUACGUAACUGGUCGCUACUCUCUCGUGGAUCCCGAUGGUCACCGUCGCAUUGUGGACUACACCGCCGAUCCUCUGCUGGGCUUUAAUGCUCAGGUUCGUCGGGAACCGAUUUCUCGCUACUGAAAUGGGUUGCCACUGGAUGUGAUAAAGGACUUGCCUAAAUGACCCGAUUAAGAUUUGGCUACCUUAAUAAUAGGAACCAAUCGAAGAUUAUAGACUUGUAUUUUUAGAAUAAAUCUAAAGGCUGUUCAAUUCAAUA
This is a messenger RNA of Drosophila simulans, 1097 nucleotides long. Its product is annotated as larval cuticle protein A2B. The coding region runs from base 473 to 961 and encodes 162 amino acids. Lineage: Eukaryota; Metazoa; Arthropoda; Insecta; Diptera; Drosophilidae. Gene Ontology annotation, cellular component: extracellular matrix. The transcript has 2 exons. The record is from RefSeq and is a predicted model, not a curated record.